Chinchilla lanigera (long-tailed chinchilla) is the source of this 4419-nucleotide messenger RNA. RefSeq names its product sterile alpha motif domain containing 4B (gene Samd4b). The transcript is spliced from 12 exons. NCBI's taxonomy places the organism in Eukaryota, Metazoa, Chordata, Mammalia, Rodentia, Chinchillidae. Bases 242 to 2326 code for a protein of 694 amino acids. Gene Ontology annotation, molecular function: translation repressor activity; mRNA binding; protein binding. Gene Ontology annotation, cellular component: P-body. The record is from RefSeq and is a predicted model, not a curated record. Gene Ontology annotation, biological process: regulation of mRNA stability; negative regulation of translation; nuclear-transcribed mRNA poly(A) tail shortening.
UCAUUCUCUCUGAUCUGUUUGCUUCCUUUUACAGGAGCCUGGAGAGGCGUGGCUGGACCAAGACCUCCCCCAAUGUGAGCAGGCUCCCUCCUCCCCUCACUACCUGUUGCCAUCACGCCAGGGAACAUCCUUAAGCCCUGGCCCUCAGGGGAGAGAUAACAGGAGCCCAGAGCCGAGACCAUGUGACGGCGCUGGCCCUUGCCACCGCCGUCCCCCCCACCCUGGCCCCAGGCCUGGCACCAUGAUGUUCCGAGACCAGGUGGGCAUCCUUGCUGGCUGGUUCAAGGGCUGGAAUGAGUGUGAGCAGACAGUGGCCCUGCUGUCACUUCUGAAGCGGGUCACUCGCACCCAAGCUCGCUUCCUGCAGCUCUGCCUGGAGCACUCGUUAGCGGACUGCAAUGACAUCCACCUGCUGGAGUCAGAGGCCAACAGUGCUGCCAUCGUCAGCCAGUGGCAACAGGAGUCCAAAGAGAAGGUGGUGUCCCUCCUGCUGUCCCACCUGCCUCUGCUUCAGCCAGGCAACACGGAGGCGAAGUCUGAGUACAUGAGGCUGUUGCAAAAAGUACUGGCCUACUCCAUCGAGAGCAAUGCCUUCAUCGAGGAAAGCCGCCAGCUGCUGUCCUAUGCUCUCAUCCACCCAGCCACCACUCUGGAGGACCGCAACGCACUAGCCCUCUGGCUGAGCCACCUUGAAGAGCGACUGGCUAGCGGCUUCCGUACCCGGGCAGAGCCCUCCUACCAUUCACGCCAGGGUUCUGAUGAAUGGGGGGGCCCUGCAGAACUGGGCCCUGGAGAGGCAGGGCCAGGCUGGCAGGACAAGCCCCCCCGGGAAAAUGGACAUGUGCCCUUUCACCCAUCCAGCUCAGUGCCGCCAGCCAUCAACAGUAUUGGGAGCAACGCAAAUACAGGUCUCCCCUGCCAAAUCCACCCUAGCCCACUAAAGCGCUCCAUGUCACUCAUCCCAACGAGCCCCCAAGCUCCUGGUGAGUGGCCAAGUUCAGAGGAGCUCAGUGCCCGGGCUCCUUUCACCACUCCGGACCACGCACCCCUGUCACCCCAGAGCAGCGUGGCCUCCUCUGGCAGUGAGCAGACGGAGGAGCAGGGCUCCAGCCGGAACACUUUCCAGGAGGACGGCAGUGGUAUGAAAGAUGUGCCCUCGUGGCUCAAGAGCCUCCGCUUGCAUAAGUAUGCGGCCCUCUUCUCGCAGAUGAGCUAUGAGGAGAUGAUGACGCUGACGGAGCAGCAUCUGGAGUCCCAGAAUGUCACCAAAGGCGCCCGCCACAAGAUAGCCCUAAGCAUCCAGAAGCUGCGCGAGAGGCAGAGCGUCCUCAAGUCCCUAGAGAAGGAUGUGCUGGAAGGUGGGAAUCUGCGGAAUGCUCUGCAGGAGUUGCAGCAGAUCAUCAUCACCCCCAUCAAGGCCUACAGUGUCCUUCAGGCCACUGUGGCUGCCGCUGCUGCCACCCCUACUGCCAAAGAUGGGGGUCGAGGAGAGCCACCGCUGCCAGGUGCUGAGCCUCCCCUAGCCCACCCUGGCACAGACAAGGGUACUGAGGCCAAGGACCCUCCAGCUGCGGAGAACUACCCCGCUCCACCAGCUCCAGCUCCCACUGAUGGCAGUGAGCCAGCCCCAGCUCCUGUUGCUGAUGGAGACAUCCCCAGCCAGUUUACACGGGUGAUGGGCAAAGUGUGUACCCAGCUUCUGGUGUCCCGACCAGAUGAGGAGAACAUCACCAGUUACCUCCAGCUCAUCGAAAAGUGCCUAACUCAUGAGGCUUUCACUGAGACCCAGAAGAAGCGGCUGCUGUCCUGGAAGCAGCAAGUGCUGAAGCUCCUCCGGACGUUCCCACGCAAAGCUGCUCUGGAUAUGCAGAGCUACCGGCAGCAGAAGGGCUGGGCAUUCGGCUCCAACUCUCUCCCCAUAGCUGGCUCUGUGGGGAUGGGGGUGGCCCGGCGGACCCAGCGGCAGUUCCCAAUGCCUCCCCGAGCCCUACCACCUGGCAGGAUGGGCCUGCUGAGCCCCUCAGGCAUCGGGGGCGUCUCCCCUCGACAUGCCCUUACCAGCCCCAGCCUUGGGGGCCAGGGCCGACAGAACCUGUGGUUUGCCAACCCCGGCGGCAGCAACAGCAUGCCAAGCCAGAGUCGCAGCUCUGUGCAGCGCACCCACUCACUUCCGGUCCACUCGUCACCCCAGGCCAUUCUCAUGUUCCCUCCAGACUGCCCGGUCCCUGGGCCUGACCUGGAGAUCAAUCCCACCCUGGAGUCUCUGUGUCUGAGCAUGACAGAACACGCCUUGGGUGAUGGGACAGACAAAACCUCCACCAUCUGACAGGACCCACAGCCCAGCGCACCCAUAGGCUCCCCGGGCGGCGGGCGGGGGCCAGCCCCCAGCGGGCUUCUCUGCAGCAGCGAGAGGGUGGGCUGGCUCAGCUAUACAUUCUAAUAUUUUUCUACUCUCUCACCCUUUUAACUUUUGUUUAACAUUGGUACACCCCCUGCUCACUCCCAGGCCCGUUGAGGGCUCUCUGCUGAGGCCAGGGCACAGAGGGGGCAGCCAGGACAAGGGGCAAGGACUAGCCCGACUGCCUUCCUCGCCAUCCACCACCUGGCCUUGUCCCAUCCCUCCAGAUGGCUGACAGCCUGCUACUCCCCAAGGGAGCAGACUCCCCAGAGACACUGACUGCUGCCCUGUGGAGCCUCUUGACACUGGGGAGGAAUGAGCAGGCUAGGCAGCUGGCUUGCCCAGGAUGUUAUUGGAGAGGAGGAGAAUGAGGAGAGGGAUGGUUCUCCCUCUGCUGUCCUCUGCCCUUCCCCAUUCCCGCCAUUCCCAAGGACAGGAGCCACCUGCUCACCUUGCUUACCCUGUUUCUCAGAGGUUCUCUACAAUUAAUUUCUUAGGCCUAUUUAAGAUACAUAUUUAUAUAGUUCUUAACGGUUUUUCUCUCUGAUCAUUCCCUGUCAUUUUUAGAAUCUCCAGGCUUCCCUCUCAGCCAAGACAGUGGCUGAGGGAGCCUGGACCUUAUGUGGGGAGAGGGCAGAGCCCCCUCCUCCAGACCCCCUUCCCCGUCCCCGUCCCCAGCCCUGGCUACCAGGUGCAGAGGUUGAAGGUGGACAGCCAGGGCAGCGGUGAGGUCAGGAAGUCUGUUGCCUUAACAUCUCCUCCCCCCACCAACACAUCCUUCUCCACUCCCAGGUCUGGUUGCUGAAAGACUUGGGAGUUAGGAAUGUGGGAAGGGGAUUGUUUGGUUUUGAUUUUAUCCCUGCCCCCUUUUUCUUUCAGCCUUUCCCACCCCCCAUUAUGUCAUGACCUCAUGUAAGUGGAACACUAUAUCAUUUAUUACCCAGAGGCGCGUCCUAGCCCCAGUCACACAGCCCCUCUAGUCCCUGUUGCUGAUGGGGGUUUGUGCUGGGGUCCAGGUGGAGGGGAGGGGGUUUGGGGGUUCAGACUGUGGGGAAGCCAGGGUUCCCCUUUUCCAACCUCCUGUUCCCCUUCAACUCACCCCCUCACUGGGACAUUCUCAAGCUUUUCACACCGAAAAGGAAAAAAAAAAUGUUAUUUUUAGAUACAUUUUAUGAAUAACUUUUGUUAUGAAUAUGGCUGGUAACCAUUGUGUAUGUUAUUAAAGAUACAAAAUGUUGAGAAAAAAACCAAACAAACAAAAAACAAAAAAAAAAUUGAAAACCACCGCCCUCCCUGCACUGUCAGCCCAUUCCCUGGACCUCCUUGCCCUUGCCCUCCUGGUCUGUGGACCUCCUUCCACUCUGAGCCCAGAGAGGGGGCGGAAGCCAGGGGGUAGAGUGGCCCUGGGGACCUGCCAUUGGAUCCCCACCUCCUCUCCCAGUGCCGGGCUGGGUGGGGUGUCAGGUUUAUUUAUGUACCUCUUGCACACUCAUCAACCUAUGCAAGUCCCCACCCCGGCCCCUCCAUGUUUCUGUGCCUUUGCUCAUUCCCGUCAACCUCCCAGGACUUCUCCAGCCCCCUCCCACUAACCACAGGAAGUGGGAUGGAUGGGCCACCUCAUUUGGAAUUAGCAGGGUGUCCUCAUGGGACCCUCACCUCUCCCCAGCCGGUUGGUCCCAUCUUCACUCCCCAUCAGGGUGAGCUGACCUUGCCUGACACUGGGAGGUGAAGAGGGACCCCCUCCCCCACACAAAAGGAGGCCAGAGCUGCGCCCCUCCUGACAGCAGAGUGCAGGACGCAGGCGGCCCCACUCUGAUGGGCAGGACCCAACCCUCUCGCUCUGCCACCAAGCCCUCUUCCAUGAUUUUACCCUCCCCGCCUACUUCUGUCCCCAGCCCCACUGGCAGAAUCAGCUUUGAGUAACUGUACAGUUUUUCUCGCUGUUGGGGAAGACUGACUUGUUGGAGUUUCACUUGUUUAAUGGUCUGGGCUUAUUUUGGAGAAAAAAAAAAAAAAAAAAA